This is a messenger RNA of Populus nigra (black poplar), 1207 nucleotides long. Its product is annotated as zinc-finger homeodomain protein 11-like. Bases 16 to 987 code for a protein of 323 amino acids. The transcript has a single exon. NCBI's taxonomy places the organism in Eukaryota, Viridiplantae, Streptophyta, Magnoliopsida, Malpighiales, Salicaceae. The record is from RefSeq and is a predicted model, not a curated record. Gene Ontology annotation, biological process: regulation of developmental process; regulation of DNA-templated transcription. Gene Ontology annotation, molecular function: transcription cis-regulatory region binding; DNA-binding transcription factor activity. Gene Ontology annotation, cellular component: nucleus.
CGUGUAGAAAAAGCCAUGGACUUGACCUCUAGCCCCCACCAUUUUACCAAAUCCCCUGACUCGGACACGGAUACUGAAACCCCGCUCCAGACCCACCUCACCAAGGCCUUAUCUCUCACAAAAGGCUCGUGCAAGACCCGCCAAAAUCACUAUUUCCCACCACCACCACAGCAACGUAUGGUGGUCUCUUACAGAGAAUGCCUUAAAAACCAUGCUGCAGGUUUUGGUGGCCUAGCCUUGGAUGGCUGUGGGGAGUUCAUGCCUAAGCCAACUACUACUCCUCAAGACCCUACCUCCCUCAAAUGUGCUGCCUGUGGCUGCCACCGCAACUUCCACCGAAGCGAGCCAUUUGGCCCCACCACCACCACCACUCGCAUGCCGCCGCCACCAGCACUUAACUGGACCACAAGCCCAGGUCCAGGGUCGACAAGUUCAGGCCCAAGUCCAAGCCCAGCAUCACCAAUCCCCCGGUCUUUCUACCCUUCUGCACCUCACAUGCUAUUGGCCUUGAGCGCAGGUCAUCCUGAUGAUACCCAACCCCAGAAACAGAGUCACAGUCUGGUAAUGAUAAACCCACAUGGGAAAAAGAGAGGAAGAACCAAGUUUAGUCAAGAACAGAAAGAAAAGAUGUACCUUUUUGCUGAGAAGUUGGGGUGGAGGAUGCCGAGGGGCAUCAAUGAUAGAGAUGUUGGAGAGUUUUGCAUUGAGAUAGGGGUUGAUAGAAAUGUUUUCAAAGUUUGGAUGCACAACAACAGGUCCAGGAAAGAGAAGGUCAGUGAUAGUUAUGGUAUUAAUAGCAGCAACAAGUGUGGUUUUAAUGUUAACGAGGAAGCUGCGGGUAGAGUAAUUGGUACGGACAACAAGGGAUACAGCUUUGAUAACGAUAACAAUGGGAGCAGCCAUGAUAGCUUUGAUAGGUACCAGAUUGAGAGUAAGGUCCAUGUUAAUGGUUCUAUGACUCCUCAUGGGUCUUCUACUUCAUCUUGAUCAUGGGAUGGAUGGAGAGAAAGGCAGAGGCUAGAGGGCAUGAAACCUCUUUGUCUUGUUUUUUCUUUUCUUGUUGCCUUCUUUUGUUCUUUCGUUUUCUAGUUUCUUCAACUAUGUUGAUUACUGAUUAGUGAUAGCUAGUCACUAAUUAAUGGUCAUGGAAAUCAGAAUGGAGGAUGCAUGACAGUUCAAAAGAGAAGUAACUUUCCUUGCAAAAUCA